Messenger RNA from Ziziphus jujuba (common jujube), 1495 nucleotides. Its product is annotated as short-chain dehydrogenase TIC 32, chloroplastic. The transcript has 8 exons. The coding region runs from base 393 to 1289 and encodes 298 amino acids. NCBI's taxonomy places the organism in Eukaryota, Viridiplantae, Streptophyta, Magnoliopsida, Rosales, Rhamnaceae. The record is from RefSeq and is a predicted model, not a curated record.
AAAUGAUUCCAAGCUAUCACGAUCAACCUACGAUCAAGUCUACAGUAAACUCGAGCAUUAUCAUUUCACACUAUUAAUGUUUUCAAUGUAAUAUAUGUCAAUCAUUGAUAAUAUUAUUUAACCGUAGACAAAAAAAACAAAAAACAAAAAAGGAAAAAAAAAAAUUCAAAAACAAAGGGAAAAAAAAGGAAAGAAAAAUUGUGAAAUUAUUAUUUUUAACUCUCCCUCUCUCACUUAUCCGUAUAAGAAUACCCGGUUUCAGAAUAUUAGGAUUACUUUCAACAGAAGAAGUUAAUUAGUGAGGACUUGUUAUUUUCUGCAACACCAUUUACAUAUUCCACGACUACACAGAGAGACAGGGGAAAAAAAGGGCUACUAGCGAGAAUUUGGGGAUGUGGUUGUUUGGUAGAAAAGGGCCAUCAGGUUUCUCUGCGUCGUCCACAGCUGAGGAAGUUACUGAAGGGAUUGAUGGGACUGGUCUCACUGCCAUUGUUACAGAUAGGUUUUUUAACCACCCUCAAUUUGGUAAAGAUGAUGAAUCUUUUCUUCAUCUCGAGGAUGUUUCUGUAACUGCAGGAGCAUCAAGUGGUAUUGGCAUGGAAACUGCUCGUGUUCUUGCAUUACGCGGAGUCCAUGUAGUCAUGGGAGUCAGGAAUAUGGAAGGUGGUAGGGAGGUCCAAGCAACUAUAGUUAAAGAAAAUCCUGCUGCAAAAAUUAAUGCCAUGGAGUUGGAUCUAAGUUCAAUGGUGUCUGUGAGGAAAUUUGCUGCAGAUUACAAUUCAUUGCGUCUUCCACUAAACAUCCUCAUAAGUAACAAUGCAGGAAUCAUGGCAACACCAUUCACGCUUUCCAAAGACAAGAUAGAACUGCAAUUUGCAACAAACCACCUAGGUCAUUUUCUUUUGACAAAUCUUUUGUUGGAGACCAUGAAAAAAACGGCAUCAGAAAGUAACAAAGAAGGUCGGAUUGUAAAUGUCUCAUCCCGCCGUCAUAAGAUCUCAUAUCCUGAAGGAAUUCGGUUUGACAAACUCAAUGAACAAUCAGGGUAUAACGGUUUCUCUGCAUACGGUCAAUCAAAGCUUGCUAAUGUUUUGCAUGCUAAUGAGCUUGCAAGACAACUAAAGGAAGAAGGGGUGAACCUGACUGCAAAUUCACUGCAUCCUGGAGCAAUUCCCACCAAUCUUUUGAGACAUAACAGCUUUAUUGGGGGCAUUGUAAAUACCUUUGGUAAACUCGUGACUAAAAAUAUUCAGCAGGUAAUUAGGGAGCAGCAACCACAUGUUAUGUAGCAUUGCAUUCCCAAGUCAAAGCAGUGAGUGGCUCCUAUUUUGCAGACAGUAACAUAGCCGAAGCAAGCGCACAAGCUAAUGAUGUUGAGUUGGCAAGAAAACUCUGGGAUUUCAGCUUUGAUUUGAUUAAAAGAGGUGGUCCUGUUUCAUAGAUGAUGAUGUUAUUAUAUAUUACCUGUAUAAAGAAAAACUUCGACAAUCUUCAA